CAUCGGUGGGGAAGCGAUCCGAAGCGCGCGGCGGCCUUACCACCACCUUCUCCUCCGCCUGGCCUGACCAGCUUCCACCUGGCACACCCGAUCUGAACCGAAGCUCGCCGAACGGACGUGUUAAUGUGCCGGUUCACCCGUGGUCCAUCCUCCGGAACGACGACGAGGACGACGACGAUCGCCGCUGCUCUUCGUGGCACCGCAAGCCGUCCGACCAACCGGCGCUGCCCACCCGGCGCGAUCAUCACCUUGCUCGGUUGCCUCGCUUAUUCAGUCCCGAGUUCAUCGUCAUUUCACACGUAUCUCGCGCAUUCCGCUCGCUUGCUCGAGUCGUUGAGCCGAUCCACCGGGAAGGGACCGGACAUGAGAAGUGAGCCACCCGUCGCGUCGGAAGUGUAGUAGUGCCAGUGUAGUGCCUCUUAAUGGAGCGUGCCGCCGACGUAUAACCGCUCUCGUCGUGUUUCUCGUUACUCGCAACAGGCGGAGUGCCGACUUAAUCAGGACUUAAGAGAUGGUCAUCGUCACACGAUCUAUAUGCAAUAACAAAUGUGGCUCAUGCUGGAAAAAAAAGAAGGAAAAGAAGGAACGCAGACAAUCGAGACUCUGCUAUCAUCGCGUGCGAAGAACGAUUGUAGAAAUCAAGAGGAUUCGGUCCAUUGGCUUUCUUACGGGGAUUAUAUAUGGAUCGAACCAAUCUCAGGAAGAGAAUUUGAUGUCGCAAUCGGCGCGCGAGUAAUCUCAGCGGAAGGUAGACGUAUUCAAGUUAAGGACGACGAUAACAAGGAACAAUGGCUAACACCGGAGAGACGAAUAAAGGCCAUGCAUGCCACUUCGGUGCAAGGUGUAGAAGAUAUGAUCAGUUUAGGAGACCUCCAUGAAGCAGGCAUCCUGCGAAAUUUGUUAAUACGCUACAAUGAAAAUCUCAUUUAUACAUACACGGGCUCCAUCCUGGUCGCCGUCAACCCGUAUCAGAUAUUGCCUAUUUAUACCGCGGAACAGAUCAAACUGUACAAGGAUCGUAAAAUCGGCGAGCUGCCGCCGCACAUAUUCGCCAUCGGCGAUAACAGUUACGCACACAUGAACCGAUACGGCCAGGAUCAGUGUAUAGUAAUUAGUGGCGAGAGCGGAGCGGGAAAGACAGAGAGUACGAAAUUAAUUUUGCAAUAUCUAGCAGCAAUCAGCGGGAAACACUCGUGGAUCGAGCAACAAAUUUUAGAAGCAAAUCCGAUACUCGAAGCCUUUGGCAACGCAAAAACCGUAAGAAACGACAAUUCCUCCCGUUUCGGCAAAUACAUCGAUAUUCAUUUCAACGAGCAAGGCGUGAUAGAAGGGGCCAAGAUCGAACAGUAUCUCCUGGAGAAGUCACGGAUCGUAUCCCAAAGCUCGGAUGAGAGGAACUAUCAUAUUUUUUAUUGUAUGCUGGCCGGUCUUUCAAAGGAAGAGAAACAAAAACUCGAGCUGGAGGAUGCGUCUACGUACAAAUAUCUCACGGGGGGUGGCAGCAUCACUUGCGAGGGGCGCGAUGACGCGGCCGAAUUCGCCGACAUAAGAUCCGCCAUGAAGGUCCUACUCUUCUCCGAUGUGGAAAUCUGGGAGGUGCUUAAACUGCUCGCAGCUUUGUUACACAUGGGAAACAUAAAAUACCGAGCAACCGUCGUAGAUAACUUGGACGCUACAGAGAUACCGGAACAAACGAAUGUAAAGAGGGUGGCAUAUUUACUGGGAGUGCCAGUACAAUCUUUGAUAGACGCGCUCACUCGCAGAACUAUAUUCGCGCACGGCGAGACAGUGGUUUCCACGUUGUCGAGAGAUCAGUCGGUCGAUAUCAGAGACGCAUUUGUCAAAGGCAUAUAUGGCCGAUUGUUUAUACACAUUGUAAAGAAAAUUAAUGAGGCCAUAUACAGGCCGAAGAACAACUCCCGCAGUGCUAUAGGCGUAUUGGAUAUCUUCGGCUUCGAGAACUUUAGUCAUAAUAGUUUCGAACAAUUCUGCAUCAAUUACGCCAACGAGAAUCUCCAGCAAUUUUUCGUUCAGCAUAUAUUCAAGUUGGAGCAAGAGGAGUACAAUCACGAGGGCAUCAAUUGGCAGCAUAUAGAAUUCGUCGACAAUCAGGACGCUUUAGAUCUAAUUGCUAUUAAGCAACUUAACAUAAUGGCGCUCAUCGAUGAAGAGUCCAAGUUUCCCAAGGGCACAGAUCAAACUAUGUUGGCGAAAAUUCACAAAACCCACGGUAGUCAUAGAAAUUAUUUGAAGCCCAAGUCAGACAUCAACACGUCCUUCGGCUUGAAUCACUUUGCGGGCGUCGUCUUUUACGACACAAGAAGCUUCUUGGAGAAGAAUAGGGACACAUUCAGCGCGGACUUGCUGCAGCUUAUUCACAUAUCGUCGAACAAAUUUCUUCAAGCCUGUUUCGUCGAAGACAUCGGCAUGGGGUCGGAGACGAGAAAAAGAGCACCUACGUUGUCGACGCAAUUUAAGAAAUCGCUGGAUUCGCUCAUGAAGACUCUGAGCAGCUGCCAACCUUUCUUUAUACGAUGCAUCAAACCAAACGAGUAUAAAAAACCGAUGAUGUUUGAUCGAGGUCUCUGCUGUCGACAAUUAAGAUACUCCGGCAUGAUGGAGACCAUUAGGAUUCGUCGAGCUGGCUAUCCUAUUCGCCAUUCCUUCCCUGAAUUUGUGGAAAGAUAUCGAUUUCUCAUAUCCGGAAUUCCACCCGCGCACAAGGUGGAUUGUCGCGCGGCAUGUUCAAAAAUUUGUCACGCAGUGUUGGGCCGGUCGGAUUAUCAACUCGGGCACACCAAAGUCUUCCUCAAAGACGCUCACGACCUGUUUCUCGAACAGGAACGCGACCGCGUGCUGACACGGAAAAUUCUGAUAUUGCAGCGCAAUAUUCGCGGCUGGGUCUACAGACGUCGGUUCCUCAGGAUGCGAGCGGCGGCCAUGAUUGUGCAAAAGUAUUGGCGGGGAUACGCCCAACGUCAACGAUACAAACGCAUGAGAAUCGGUUACAUGCGGCUGCAAGCGCUAAUCAGGUCGCGCGUGCUAUCGCAUAGAUUCAGGCAUCUUCGCGGACACAUCGUUGCGCUUCAAGCGCGCGCCCGAGGCCACCUAGUGCGCAAGAUGUACCGGAAAAAGCUCUGGGCUAUAGUGAAGAUACAGGCGCAUGUGAGACGGCUGAUUGCGCAAAGACGAUACAAGAAGAUCAAGUACGAGUAUCGAUUACACGUUGAGGCACUGCGACUCCGAAAGAAGGAAGAACGUGAACUGAAGGAUCAGGGCAAUAAACGAGCCAAAGAAAUCGCGGAACAAAACUACAGAGAGCGCAUGCAAGAGCUGGAACGGAAGGAAAUUGAGAUGGAACUGGAAGACAGACGGCGCAUGGAAAUUAAGAAGAAUUUGAUUAACGACGCGGCGAAAAAGCAAGAUGAGCCGGUCGACGACAGCAAACUGGUCGAAGCUAUGUUCGAUUUCUUGCCAGAUUCCAGCAGCGAGGCUCCGACACCAGCGAGAGAAACGUCUGUGUUCAAUGAUCUUCCUGCACCGAAAGCCGAUCAGCAGGAGAUAAUCAGUCCAAUUCAGAUGGCUUCCGAGGACGAGGAGGAUUUAUCCGAAUUCAAGUUCCAGAAAUUUGCGGCCACGUAUUUCCAGGGCAACAUCACGCAUCAAUAUUCGAGGAAACCGCUAAAACAUCCACUACUGCCCUUGCACACGCAAGGCGAUCAGUUGGCCGCACAGGCAUUGUGGAUAACUAUAUUGCGAUUCACGGGCGAUCUGCCUGAGCCGCGAUUUCACACGAUGGACCGAGAUACCACCUCGGUGAUGUCAAAGGUGACGGCGACGCUCGGACGGAAUUUUAUCCGGAGUAAAGAGUUCCAGGAGGCUCAGAUGAUGGGCAUGGAUCCGGAUACGUUCCUGAAACAAAAGCCACGCUCCAUCAGGCACAAACUAGUAUCGCUGACCCUGAAGCGAAAGAAUAAGCUGGGUGAGGAUGUGCGAAGGAGAUUGCAGGAGGACGAGUACACUGCCGACAGCUAUCAAUCUUGGUUGGAGGCUAGACCCACGUCGAAUCUUGAAAAACUGCACUUUAUCAUCGGUCAUGGUAUACUGCGCGCCGAAUUGCGGGACGAAAUAUACUGUCAGAUCUGCAAACAGCUGACCAACAAUCCGUCCAAGUCGUCGCACGCGCGCGGUUGGAUUCUGCUGUCUCUCUGCGUCGGCUGUUUUGCGCCUUCUGAAAAAUUUGUCAACUACUUGCGCGCCUUCAUCCGAGAGGGACCACCUGGUUAUGCGCCCUACUGCGAGGAUCGGCUAAAGAGGACCUUCAACAACGGCACUCGCAAUCAGCCGCCAAGCUGGCUGGAGUUACAGGCCACCAAAUCGAAGAAGCCGAUUAUGCUGCCGAUUACUUUCAUGGACGGCAAUACAAAAACGCUGCUGGCCGACUCAGCUACCACCGCCAGAGAGCUUUGCAAUCAGUUGUCCGACAAGAUCUCUCUCAGGGACCAAUUCGGUUUCUCCCUCUAUAUCGCACUGUUCGACAAGGUGUCGUCCCUGGGCAGCGGCGGCGAUCACGUAAUGGACGCCAUCUCCCAGUGCGAGCAGUACGCGAAGGAGCAGGGUGCCCAGGAACGAAACGCGCCGUGGCGAUUGUUCUUCAGAAAGGAGAUCUUUGCGCCCUGGCACGAGCCGACCGAGGAUCAAGUAGCCACGAAUCUCAUCUACCAGCAGGUGGUGCGCGGCGUCAAGUUUGGCGAGUACCGUUGCGACAAAGAAGAAGACUUGGCGAUGAUCGCGGCGCAGCAGUAUUACAUAGAGUACCACACCGACAUGAAUGUCGACAGAUUGUACACCCUCCUGCCGAAUUACAUACCGGAUUAUUGCCUCACGGGAAUCGACAAGGCGAUCGAUCGAUGGGGACAUCUCAUCUUGCAGGCGUAUAAGAAAAGUUACUACUUGAAAGAGAAGGUACCGGCGCUACGCGUUAAGGAGGACAUAGUCGGCUACGCAAAGUUCAAGUGGCCUCUGUUGUUCUCUCGUUUUUACGAAGCCUAUAGAAAUUCCGGCCCGAAUCUGCCGAAGAACGACGUUAUUAUAGCUGUGAAUUGGACCGGGGUGUACGUAGUCGACGAUCAGGAGCAAGUGCUCUUGGAGUUGUCCUUUCCCGAGAUCACGACCGUAUCUAGUCAAAAGACAAACAAGAUGUUUACGCAGACGUUCAGCUUGUCGACGGUGCGCGGCGAGGAGUUUACAUUCCAGAGCCCGAACGCUGAGGACAUCCGUGAUUUAGUGGUGUACUUCCUGGAGGGGCUAAAGAAGCGCAGCAAGUACGUCAUAGCGCUGCAGGAUUACAAGGCACCGGGCGAGGGCACAUCAUUCCUGACUUUUCAAAAAGGAGACCUCAUUGUCCUCGAGGACGAGAGCACUGGCGAGACAGUGCUCAACUCGGGAUGGUGCAUCGGCACCUGUGAGAGAACCAGCGAGAAGGGCGAUUUUCCUGCCGAGACGGUUUACGUGUUGCCUUCUUUGACGAAACCGCCCAACGAUAUAUUGGCCUUAUUCAGUAUAGAAGGCACGGAGAACAGUCGCAGACUCUAUCCGCAGCAAAUGAACGGCGUAGACUCCCGCGACAAGCCUCACACUCUACUAGAAUACGCGAUCGAUCAUUUCCGAACACCGCCGAAAAGAACAAUGUCCAAGACGCUGACGUUGACAUCCGCGCGACGCGGCCACACGGACGAGUUGUGGCAUCAUUCUCGAGAACCGAUAAAGCAACCGCUUUUGAAGAAACUCGUAUCCAAAGAAGAGCUGGCCGAAGAAGCGUGCUUCGCUUUCAAUGCCAUUUUGAAGUACAUGGGCGAUCUGCCGACGAAACGGCCGCGCAUCGGCAACGAAUACACGGAUCUCAUCUUUGACGGGCCGUUGAAAAACGAAAUUCUGCGGGAUGAGAUUUACUGUCAGGUCAUGAAGCAGCUCACGGAUAACCGCAACAGAUUGAGCGAGGAACGAGGGUGGGAAUUGAUGUGGCUUGCCACUGGACUGUUUACUUGCAGCCAAAGCCUAUUAAAGGAAUUAACUUUGUUCCUACGUACAAGACGCCAUCCUAUAUCUCAAGAUUCUUUACAAAGGCUGCAAAAGACCCUACGCAACGGUCAACGAAAGUAUCCGCCGCAUCAAGUUGAAGUGGAAGCUAUUCAGCAUAAAACCACGCAGAUAUUUCACAAGGUUUACUUCCCGGAUGACACAGACGAGGCAUUCGAAGUCGACUCCUCCACUAGAGCGAAAGAUUUUUGUCAGAACAUCGCGCAGAGACUCAAUCUGCGAUCGGCCGAGGGUUUCAGUCUUUUUGUCAAGAUCGCCGAUAAAGUUAUCUCUGUCCCGGAAGGCGAUUUCUUCUUCGAUUUCGUACGGCACUUGACUGAUUGGAUCAGGAAAGCUAGACCAUCGCGAGACGGUGUGUCGCCACAAUUUACAUAUCAAGUCUUUUUUAUGAAGAAACUUUGGACAAAUACAGUUCCCGGUAAAGACAGGAAUGCCGAUUUGAUUUUCCAUUUUCAUCAGGAACUUCCCAAAUUACUACGAGGCUAUCACAAGUGCACGAAAGAAGAAGCGUCGAGAUUAGCAGCCUUGGUGUAUAGAGUACGAUUUGGCGAAAGCAAACAGGAAUUACAAGCGAUUCCGCAAAUGCUAAGAGAACUCAUACCGGGUGAUUUAAUCAAGAUACAGGGCGCUAAUGACUGGAAGAGAUCGAUAAUCGCUGCCUAUAAUCAAGAUGCUGGCAUGAGUCCGGAAGACGCGAAGAUUACAUUCUUAAAAAUCGUGUACCGGUGGCCGACGUUCGGUUCUGCGUUUUUCGAAGUGAAGCAAAGCACAGAACCGAAUUAUCCCGAGCUGUUACUAAUUGCCAUCAACAAGCACGGUGUGAGCCUUAUACAUCCUCAAUCAAAGGACAUAUUGAUCACACAUCCCUUUACAAGAAUCUCCAACUGGUCGUCCGGCAAUACUUACUUCCACAUGACGAUAGGAAACCUCGUGCGCGGCUCAAAACUCUUAUGCGAAACCUCGCUGGGCUACAAGAUGGACGAUCUCCUGACUUCAUACAUUUCGCUGAUGCUCACGAACAUGAAUAAGCAACGUACGAUACGAAUCAAAUAACCAAAAGUUUCGGAAUAUAUAAAACGUAAGUAUGUCUUCCAAGGUGCUAACACUAAUAUCUUUUAGCUCGCGCGUUUAUGCGUCUAUUUAAGAAUAAUUAUGUAUUUGAUGAAACUAAGCAGUUGCAAUACCGUCUCAAGAUGCAAUGAAUUUAUGUUCACUUGAUCGACGAGAGAUUCUUUAAAUUUAUAUACAUAUUUGAUACGCAACGCAUCACUGUUGAUGUUAUAUUAUACACGACGUAAAUUUUAUGCAGGUAAUUUUAAAAUCAUUAAUAUAAUUUAUAUCAUAAAGUAUAGGAAGUAUAUUUUGAUAUAUCUCUGAAAAAGUUAAAAUCUAGAAAUCGUGUUUAAUCAUUUCUAUCAUAUCUAUCUAUUUGUUAAUUUAUCAUAAUAUAUAUAUUUCUCAUAAUAUAAUCGAUAUAUUAGGGGAACAACCAUUAAUAUGUACACAAGUUGUUAGCUGAACGAUUUGUACAUGAUUUGUACUUAUGAUUAGGAACUUGUCCGCAGCAUUGUAAAAUAUUAUCUCCUCACUACCCCCUCUUUACUAUAUUUUAAAUCUUAAUGGACCUUGUGCUCAAACUCAUAUUGUUUCCAAACAAUCAUACUCACCGCAGCCUAAUAGCGGGCCUAAUAGCAAUUAUGCAUCAUCGUUUUUACUCGAGAAUAAUGCAUGUACUAGCUCCGCAAAUCUACAUGCGAUAGCGAAUAGCCAGAAUGUUAUCCGUCCAACGAUAUACGAGUCGCUUAUCUCAUCAGUGGGACGUAAGUCAAGUUUUUAAAAACCACGAGUUUCAUUUCGCACAAAGAGAUGUAGAUACCAAGUGGCGUAUUUGGAGAAAGAAAAUUCUCGAAAAUUUGCCUUACUACAUCCGUAGAGUAUAAUUUCGAAAUAAACGCCUCGUAUAAGAAUGUAAUUACUAUUAAGUCGCUCUUGUAAUUGUGAAUAAAAACGACCAUGUUCUCCACGCA
This is a messenger RNA of Linepithema humile (Argentine ant), 8126 nucleotides long. It is a transcript of the gene ck, whose product is annotated as myosin-VIIa ck. NCBI's taxonomy places the organism in Eukaryota, Metazoa, Arthropoda, Insecta, Hymenoptera, Formicidae. The record is from RefSeq and is a predicted model, not a curated record. Gene Ontology annotation, cellular component: cytoskeleton; myosin complex. Gene Ontology annotation, molecular function: cytoskeletal motor activity; protein binding; ATP binding.